Mycosarcoma maydis (corn smut) is the source of this 309-nucleotide messenger RNA. RefSeq lists its product as uncharacterized. Lineage: Eukaryota; Fungi; Basidiomycota; Ustilaginomycetes; Ustilaginales. The coding region runs from base 1 to 309 and encodes 102 amino acids. The record is from RefSeq and is a predicted model, not a curated record. The transcript is spliced from 2 exons.
AUGAACCCGAAUGAUUCACGAUUGCUGCACGUAACAAUCAACUGCGCCACGCCAAGCGCGUACGACGUUCAGCCAGAAGGCAUUCAAAGCAUAGACAGGCUGGGUUCAGCGUUACUAGCCAAGGCAGGGGGGCGCGAAGUGGGACAUAGUUCUGAGAGGCGACCAGACUGUUUGGUUCAAGGCUCAGCCGGGAAACCAAACCACGUACGCGCCGCUGGCGAGCUUAAGCAUAAGCAGCAACCAUCACGAACAACGAGUACAAGCGCUGGAACGAUUAGUUACAUGUAUCUUGUAAACUUUCACUGUUAA